Messenger RNA from Thlaspi arvense, 1914 nucleotides. The record is from the annotation of a GenBank genome assembly. Lineage: Eukaryota; Viridiplantae; Streptophyta; Magnoliopsida; Brassicales; Brassicaceae.
AAUACUGUAGUUGAGGAAGAAAAUCACAAUCAGAGUAAAAAGCGUAAAGAUUAUGACAAAAACACGAAACAUGGUUUCAAGUACAACAACACGACGGAGUUAAGCUCUAACACCUUUUAGUCUUUUGACUCUCUCUUUCUCUCUCUGCAACAAAACCCAGCGAACCCAUCAGAGAACCUGUCAAAAUCGGAAAACUUCAACGGAGAAGAAGAAGAAGAAGAAGAAGAAGGAGAUGGGUAUUUUGUCGGAUGACGUUGUGAUAAUCAGGCAGUCCGAGAAAGAAGGCGACCCGAGUGUUAUCACCAUCAAUUGUCCCGACAAAACUGGUCUCGGCUGUGAUCUAUGUCGUAUCAUCCUCUUCUUCGGUCUCAACAUUGUCAGAGGAGAUGUAUCGACCGACGGAAAAUGGUGUUACUUGGUCUUCUGGGUGAUUGGGAAACCAAACACGAGAUGGAAUCUGUUGAAGAUGAGACUUGCAGAGGCAAGCCCUUCUUUCUCAUGGGCCUUUGGUAUCUCAAGAUGUUACCUCUCUGACUCUGAGUUACAGCCUCCCAAGCUCCCUGAUCUUUUCCUAUUGAAGCUAGGUUGCUCCGACCGCAAAGGCCUUCUGUAUGAUGUCACAGAGGUUCUUUACAAGCUUGAGAUUAACAUUGAAAAAGUGAAGAUAUCGACAACCCCUGAUGGGAAAGUGAUGGACUUGUUCUUUGUCACAGACACUAGAGAGCUUUUAGGAACGGGGAAGAGGCGGGACGAAGUGUACGAGUGCCUGAGAGAUGCCGUAGGAGACUCAGUGAUGAGCUAUGACAUUGAACUUGUUGGCCCAGAAAUCACAGCUCGCUCACAGGCUUCCUCGUCCGUUGCAGAAGCUUUGUUCUCCUCGGAUGUGUCUGGAGAGCACCCGAGUGGGUUAUUACACACUUCAAGCAGUGUGUCUAUUGCGGUCGACAACUCGCUAAGCCCAGCUCACACGCUCGUUCAAAUCACUUGUCAAGACCACAAAGGCCUUCUCUAUGAUAUUAUGAGAACCUUCAAGGAUUUCAACAUUCAGAUCUCAUAUGGGCGUUUUACAAUCAAACGUGGAACGAACUGUGAGAUCGACUUGUUCAUCGUGCAGUCUGAUGGUAGGAAGAUACUUGACUCAAGCAAGCAAGACGCACUGAUUUCUCGUUUAAAAGCAGAGCUACAGCAACCUCUGAGAGUGGUAAUCAUGAAUCGAGGUCCAGAUACUCAACUUCUAGUCACAAACCCUGUUGAGUUAUCAGGAAAAGGACGGCCACAAGUCUUCCACGACAUUGCAGUUGCCCUCAAGAAGAUCAAUACCUGCAUCUUCUCGGCUGAAAUUGGAAGACACGUGACGGGAGACAGAGAAUGGGAAGUGUACAAAGUGUUGAUCAACGAAGAUGGUAGCUUACCAGUAUGGAGAAGCAAGAUAGAGGAACAAGUGUGGAAUACUUUAAUGGGUUGGGAGUGAAUUCUUCAACGCUUGCAUCAGCUAACCUCAAGACUCAUCGCAAGAAUAUGACUGUAAGAUAGUCACUUUUUGAUUCAAUGACGAGUGUAUGUAGAUUAAAAUGAUAUGUGGGAAAUUUUAUCUCACAAUCGGGAUUUUCUCUAAGGCUGCAAUGUGUAAAUAUUGGAUGGUGUUAGAGAUAAUAACUAGACCAUAUGAGUGUGGUUUUGUAGAAAGAAGCUAUAAGCUUUUCUAUUUGUAUUGUGUGCUUGAGAUGUGCUCGCUGGAAGAAGAAGAAGAAAUCUUUCUUAAGGCCCUAACGAAAGGCAAAUCUGACUUUCCUUUCUUGUUUUUUGUGUUUGGAAGUGAUAAUUCCUAAAGAUGCUUGCUUGAUACGUUUCCUUUUCGAAUAUAAGGAAUAGGGUUUUGGUACUGGCGUGCUUCAGUUAGGAACUCAAGUCGAG